GGUUCCUGGAAGCGCCUCCCGCGGCCGCUACAGUCGUGGCUGCGCAACUACAUCGGCGGCACCGCCCUUUACUUGGUCUCCGGCUUUCUCUGGUGCUUCCACAUUUACUACUUGAAGCGCAAUGUUUACAUCCCCAAAGGUCUCCCUCGCAUCUCUCUCUCUCCGUCCCCUUUUUCUAUCAACUCGUUUGGGUCAAGUUCAUCUCAGUCGUUGUUUUUGUGAUCUUAUUCUUCUUAUUGUUUCUGGACUCUUGCUGGGAAGGACAAAAGUCGGUUCCCUGUUGGGAUCAUCUUUCUCUCCUUGUGCUUUUUUCCUCGGGCACUCAAUGUUUGUUAUUUUUUCUCCUUGACGAUGUUUCAUCAUCAUGCUCUUUCUUUCUAUUUCCAUGACCUCCUUUGUUGAUUUCUGCGGUCUAAGUGGGCGAUUUCUUGGUUUGUGAUUUUGUUCUUUUCUUUUCCCCUUCUCAUUGCGAGGGAAAAAAUAAAUAUAGAUAUUGGGUUUCUUUAAUUAUCUCAUGUUUUCUGGUUACUUAAGUGCCUCAAAUGUUGUUCUUUCUUGACCUUGAUGAUGAAAUGUGGUUUUUCUUGGAUGGGUUUUGGGUUCUUUGGGUUAGCAUCUUGUGCUGCUUUCUUUUUCCACACAGAUUGUCCUCAUCUUGGACUGGGUGCUAUUUUAUGACAAAUUGGCGAUAGGUUGAAACCAUCAGAGCAUUCUGCCUGGGCACGUUUGCACAAAUAUUCCUUGCCAUUUAUGUUGAAUUGGUUGGUUCUAAGAAACCAUCUGCAUAUAUAAUGUGCUUCUGAGAGUUCUGUUCUAGUGGAAACUAAUGUGGUUUCAGUUAGUCUAGUUUCAAGAAUUAUUGUCUUUGAGAAGAGACAUCAGGCAUAAAAGUUUAAAAGAAUCAUCUCUUGAUUUUUAUGAACCCUAGGUUGCUGGAAAGAACACUAAGCCUGACCAUUCUUAGAUAUUAUUAGCUUAAAUAAGACUGAGAAAUUUGUGUUACCUGCAGGAAUGGUUUUGCUAAAUUUGCUACAUUUUUUCAGUCAAGUUAUAUGAUACUGAUAGAUUCAGUUCGUACUUGAAAUGAGGUGAAAAUACUUUCUGCUAGGAUUUAAUAUCUAAUGGAUGGUAUAUAUUGAUCAAAGUUGCCAAAUGAGGGUACACUUGCUCACUUAAAUGCAUAGGUUAUAAGAUUGAAUUCAGUUGCAAAUUAUUACUUUAAACUUGCCUCGUUCCCUGUUGUUAUGCUUUUCCUUUAUUGUAGGUUAAAAUUUUGAAAUUUUGUCUCAAUGUUUUCUUAACAAAAACCAAACUUAGAGCUAAGGUUACUGAGAGCAAGCCAAAUAGAGAUUAACUUUUGGUCUUUGCAUCAGAUAUUCAUCGGAGAAGCUCGAUUUUGAAGUUAUAUGAUUAAUGAACAGAUUAAGAAUAAAACUAUCAAUGAUUUUCUGGAUGUAAAAGCAUCUGAGUCUCAAAAAAUGGGACCUGCAUUUAAUGAUAUUUUAGUUAUGCUUGUUUGACUAGGGACAUGGUCAUCUAUUGCUUAAUCCUUCUCGUGAAUAUCAUCUUCUAGUGGGGACUUUAAAAAUGUUAUGAUUUUAGCAGUGAUGGAAAAGAAUAUGUGUGCUAUCGAGAACCACUCUCAGACUUGCACUGCUGUGGUGGAAAGGCUGUUUGAUUUGUCUUCCAUAUUGUUGAAUAUGUGUAUGUUGAUUGGGGAUGAAGUACAUCCUUUUCUUGUCUUCUUUAUUUUUAUUUUUUCCAUCAUUUUCUCUCGUUUGGUAUUUCAUUUCCGUUGUUUGAAAUGAAAUGUGAGCUUUUUGUUGUUUGUUUUGAAAAAAAGAAGGAAUUGAUGGAUAUGACGACAUAUGUGGCCGAGAAAUUUUCACCAUUGAUCUGAAGAUAGCCCCAUCUUUUAUUUGGUUGGAUGACAAUGAAGAUAUUUCUUUAAGGAACUUUCCUUUCAAAGAUGGACAUUUUGUCAUCUAGGAAGCUUAAUUUGAAAAGCAAUGGCCACGAGAGAAUUCUAUACCUUCAAACAAAGCAAUGCUUCUGCAGAUAAUUGUUGCAAUGAAGGCUAUGCCCUGGUACUGUAUGCUCCCAACACUUUCAGAAUACAUGGUUGAAAAUGGAUGGACCAGAUGCUUUUCUAGUGUAGGAGAAGUUGGUUGGCCAGCUUACAUUGUUUACCAAACAAUAUAUUUAUUGAUUGUUGAGUUUGGUAUAUACUGGAUGCACAGAGAGUUGCAUGACAUAAAGCCACUAUACAAGUAUCUUCAUGCAACACAUCACAUCUACAAUAAGCAGAAUACACUCUCUCCUUUUGCUGGAUUGGCAUUCCAUCCAUUGGAUGGGAUAUUGCAGGCUGUGCCACAUGUGAUAGCUCUCUUUCUUGUCCCAAGCCAUUUCAGGACUCACGUACUUCUCCUGUUCUGUGAGGCUGUCUGGACGGCAAACAUCCACGACUGCAUCCAUGGUAAGAUUUGGCCAGUUAUGGGUGCAGGCUACCAUACAAUCCAUCAUACCACAUACCGGCACAACUACGGUCACUACACGGUAUGGAUGGAUCAGAUAUUUGGAACUCUUCGAGAUCCUGAGGAGGAAUUCAAAAAGGCAGAUUGAUGCAGAUCCAAUGAUUGAUUCUUCCAGGUGAGUGAGCCGCCGAAGUCCCCAUGUGUCCUGUUUCUGAAUUUUAAUUUAGCAUUGUUGAUGCCAUCUUUAAAUGGUCUUGUGUAUGAUUAAUCGAGUUGCCUCCCUAACUAAGUUGGUCCUGUUUCUGAAGUUUAAUUUAGCAUUGUUGAUGCCA
Musa acuminata AAA Group (dessert banana) is the source of this 2806-nucleotide messenger RNA. RefSeq names its product delta(7)-sterol-C5(6)-desaturase-like. NCBI's taxonomy places the organism in Eukaryota, Viridiplantae, Streptophyta, Magnoliopsida, Zingiberales, Musaceae. Gene Ontology annotation, molecular function: C-5 sterol desaturase activity; iron ion binding. Gene Ontology annotation, biological process: sterol biosynthetic process. The record is from RefSeq and is a predicted model, not a curated record. The transcript has 3 exons. The coding region runs from base 2047 to 2622 and encodes 191 amino acids.